Molecule: messenger RNA, 4053 nt
Organism: Solea solea (common sole)
Lineage: Eukaryota; Metazoa; Chordata; Actinopteri; Pleuronectiformes; Soleidae
Gene: snx27b
Product: sorting nexin 27b
Exons: 13
Coding region: 91-1797 (568 amino acids)
Biological process (GO): intracellular protein transport; signal transduction
Cellular component (GO): early endosome
Molecular function (GO): protein binding; phosphatidylinositol-3-phosphate binding
Source: RefSeq, a predicted model, not a curated record
UCGGUGAGCUAGCCAAGUUGAUUAGCCUGCUACCCUCAGCUAAUGUUUGUAGGAUUUUAUUAAUGUUAGCUGACUGGAUAGUGUCGAAAAAUGGCGGACGACGAGGGACAAGGAAUUUGUUCAGCGGUCCCUCCGUUGCCUCACCCUUCCUCUCGAAACGGCUCCGGUGGCGGUAGCGUUACACCGGGCACCGAAGGCAGCUGCCAGUCUGGAACCACCGUUACCUCAGGCCCUCGGCUUGUUCGGAUAGUGAAGUCCGAUUCGGGCUAUGGUUUCAAUGUCCGAGGACAAGUGAGUGAAGGAGGGCAGCUGAGGAGCAUUAACGGGGAACUGUACGCUCCUCUUCAGCAUGUCAGUGCUGUUCUACCGGGAGGUGCAGCAGACAGAGCCGGCAUUUCGAAGGGGGACAGGAUUCUUGAAGUCAAUGGAGUGAAUGUAGAGGGAGCGACACAUAAGCAGGUCGUGGACCUGAUCCGGGCCGGAGAGAGGGAGCUGGUGUUGGCCGUGCUACCCGUCCCACCACAGGAAGCUGAUUGCUUGGAUCCUGGAGACGACGGUUCAGCUCAGUCCUGCUAUGAUUACUCCGACAAGCAGGCUGUCCCCAUCUCUGUGCCCAGUUUCAAGCACACUGAGCUUAACCAGGAAAAGUUUGUGGUAUACAAUGUGUACAUGGCAGGCAGACAGCUCUGCUCCAAACGUUACCGGGAGUUUGUGAUCCUGCACCAAAACCUUAAGCGGGAGUUUUCCAACUUUGCAUUCCCUAAGCUGCCUGGAAAAUGGCCUUUUUCCCUGUCAGAGCAGCAGCUGGAUGCACGACGCAGAGGCCUGGAAGAAUAUUUGGAGAAAGUGUGCUCCGUACGGGUUAUUGGAGAAAGUGAUAUCAUGCAGGAGUUCCUGUCGGAAUCAGAUGAGAACUAUAAUGGCGUGUCAGAUGUGGAGUUGAGAAUAGCCAUGCCUGAUAAAACCACGCUCACUGUCAGAGUUCGCAAAAAUUCUACGACAGACCAGGUCUACCAGGCUGUGGUAAUGAAGUUAGGCAUGGACAGUGUAACAGCCAGUUACUUUGCUCUCUUUGAGGUCAUCAACCACACUUUCGUGCGUAAGCUCGCCCCCAAUGAGUUCCCCCACAAACUGUAUGUACAGAACUAUACCUCAGCCAUCCCAGGAACCUGCCUCACCCUACGUAAGUGGCUCUUCACCACAGAGGAAGAGAUUCUGCUCAGUGAUAACCAGCUUGCUGUCAACUAUUUCUUCCACCAGGCAGUGGAUGAUGCGAAGAAAGGUUUCAUCAAAGCCGAGCAGCAGUCCUACCAGCUGCAAAAGCUCGCAGAGCAGAAGAAGAUGUCUAUGUAUCUGAGUUUGUUGAGGGCUUGCGAGGGCUACAACGAGAUCAUAUUCCCUCACUGUUCCUGUGACUCCCGACGUAAGGGCCACGUCAUCACGGCCAUUAGCAUUCACCACUUCAAGCUGCACGCCUGCACAGAGGAAGGGACACUCGAGAACCAAGUGAUUGCAUUUGACUGGGGGGAGAUGCAGAGGUGGGACACAGAUGAAGAGGGCAUGGCCUUCUGUUUCGAAUAUGCACGGGGAGAGAAGAAGCCACGCUGGGUCAAGAUAUUUACACCUUAUUUCAACUACAUGCACGAAUGCUUCGAGAGAGUCUUCUGUGAGCUGAAGUGGAGGAAGGAGGUGGAAGAAGAGGCAACAGACAAGGACAAUAAGAACUGCAGUAAAGAUGGUAUGUGUGGCAAGAAUAUAUUCCAGCUGCUGAGACACAGAAGGGAUGGAGGCACCUAGGAAGGGAGAUUGUCACCUCUUAAUUACGCACUGUUGUCAUCAACUCAGCUAAUUUAAUUUAAUUUUUUGUGCAGCAACACUUGGCUAUUUACAAUAAGGUCUUCAUUUUCACUCUGUCAUCAACAACAACAACAACCUGAGGAACUUUACCUUGAACCAUGAAGAAUCUUCAAAUCUCAUAAACUGAAGCAUCAAAAACACCAAACAUGAAGCAGGAACUCUCGAGUCAUUUAUAAUCUUGCAAAAAGCAGAGCCUUGUCAGAAAGAAAUGAGGCCCCUAGAGACUCUACAUCACAGAAUUAAACUGUACAAGCGUUUUCCUCAUUGAAACGGACUUGAAGUGGAAUGUGACUUGGUCAAUAUUGGAGUAUCCGCUGGAAUUGUCCUAACGGGACAAGAAAGCUGGAGUAAAUAGGAGUGGUGGCCUAACAAGGCAAACUGAAACCUUUUAGUGCUCACACAGGUUAUUACCGAUCGUCAAUGAUCAGCAAUACUGGUGGUUUACCACAGGGAGGCAUUCAGCAUGUGUCCUCUUCAGUAAUGCAUGCAGAGAGCCCAAGAAAGCAAAGGCCAACUAGAGUGAGGCUCUGAAGUGGAUCAUACCAUGUUCAUUUUAAUCUUCUUAGCACCAAGUCAGCAUUAACAAAAGAAACGAAUCAACGUCUUAAUCAGAGAGGGAGGAGAGAAAGUAGACGCGUACGUGUAGGACAUUGAUGUCAACAGGAACAUGUUGAACUUUGGAGUAAUAUUGCACUUUAUCAAACAGUAUUUGUAGGUAAUGAAACCUAAGAAGCAGAUUAUGGGUAUAAUACUGGAAUAAGGCAGGUCUUAUUUAGUUUACAGUCCUUUUUGACUGACUACAGUAUGAUAAAGCACUGUAUUAUUGAGAUGGUGUGUGCGGAGCCAUGCAUCAAACUUUUUAUGUUCAAUGUUUUUAUGUCAAAUGAUUAUGUUAUCUGUCCAUGCAAAUAUGUUAAAGGCUGUGGAGUUUUGAGCAGUCAGGUGGCAGUGCAGUACACCACGGUGUGUGUUGCUGAAACAAAACAGCAGGGGUCCUUCUCGCUCUCCCCCUGCCAGUGGUUCAUUUGUUCCUGAGCGCUCCCUCAGGAUUUAUAAUAGGCCUGUAAUUCAAAUGUCCUUUUUGCACAGCACUAUGUGUCUCUGUAGCUCCUAUGUUCCCGUACUCUGGAACCGCCGCUCAUGCACUCCAGAUUCUGGUUAUAGUUGUAAUGAACCUGACCUUAGAUAAGGCCUUAAUGUUAGUAAUGAAAUAAUUAUAAUGUAAUAAGGUUUAAUAUGAUUAUUAUCUGACGAUGCAAUAUAGACAGGAGUCAUAAAUUUGACACUCCACAUGCUGACGUUUGAAAUCUUGCUGAUAUUACAUGUUAACUUUGAUACCAGUGUUUAAGAGAUAAGCGUAUCAGGGCUGGGCAAUGUGGCCUAGUGUCCUAGUGUAAAGUGUUAGUCAGUAAGGAUGUUAAUGAACUUGAUGUCACAACAUGGUUAAUUUAUGCAAAGUCUCAAACAAAGAUGUGAGUCCCCACUAUAACACGACAUGUGAGACCAAACUUUAGAUUCACAAAACAAAUCAAGUCAUAGUUUAACUUGAUCUAAUAUGAGACACCUGUGUAAUGUUAUCAUGACGGGGUCACAUGAUCACAAAAGAGAGUAUUAACAGAAUCUGCAAGUAAAGAGUGGUGUGGACAUCAGAAGUGCUUGUUAUCACGAUGAUGGUGCUGUGAUUAAUGAGCGAUAGCAGACCUUUUUGGGCGUGAAGGAGAUUUAACUGGAGGCCUUAAAGGCCGAACCCAUUUCUUGUCUGUUCACCCGACCAUGUCUGUAGCAGGUCUGAUAUACUGUACCUCGUGUUGUCUGUUCUGCCCGUCCUCAAGUGUGUGCUCUCUUUUUCUCACCUAUCUUCUUCUCUCUCUCUCUCUCUCUCUCUCUCUCUCUCUCUCUCUCUCUCUCUCUCUCUCUCUCUCUCUCUCUCUCUCUCUCUCUCUCUCUCUUUCAUUCUGAAUUAAUUCAUGAGACCAUUGCAUUAUUUAUAUCAGUAAGAUACCGAUUUUAACUGCGUAUCUGUUGUUAAGUUUUCCCGCCUGAUCUGGUUUGACUUUUAAAGAUACACAAAGAAGAGGAGACUGACUGACAAGCUGCAGGUUCUUUUAAAACACUGAAAUGUACAAUUGUUUGGUUAUGUCGCUUACUGUAAGAAAUUGUAACAUAUUCUUUUAAUAAACCGAUUUAUUGAUGCAA